This is a messenger RNA of Hyla sarda, 3466 nucleotides long. RefSeq names its product mucin-19-like. NCBI's taxonomy places the organism in Eukaryota, Metazoa, Chordata, Amphibia, Anura, Hylidae. The transcript is spliced from 15 exons. The record is from RefSeq and is a predicted model, not a curated record. Bases 282 to 3035 code for a protein of 917 amino acids.
UUUUUUUUGCAGAUGCCGUUCCAAGUGACCUCGCGCCAACUCCAAGUACAGGGUCAAAUUCCGGAGCUUCAGCUGCGGUUACAGGUUCUGUAGCCACAAAUGGCGGAACAGCUCAACCCAACCCAACUGGUCCACAAGGUACAAAAGAUCCAUCACUGACUGGUGUGAGUACAGAGGUUCUUCCAUCAACCACAGCAAGAACACCCGGAUCAUUUCCAGCCGGACAAAUCUUCACUCUUCCUCUUGAGUUCCGAGUUCUGAAUUUGAACAUAAGCGAUAACAUGACAAGCAUUAAUGCAUAUGUUGAAGAACAGCUCGCUCAAGUAUUUAAAUCCAAUCCUAACUUCAUAUCGGCAAAGAUUGACAUCAGGGAUGGGUCGGUGUACAUCACUGACAUCCUGUUCUCACCAGACGCUCCGUCCAACCAGAUGCUUGUGGAUCUUUUUUAUGACUACUUGAAGGAUCACGACAUGUAUCUGGGCACCUUAAAGAUAGACCCAAAUAGUAUUCGGUCUGGAGAUGCCGUUCCAAGUGACCUCGCGCCAACUCCAAGUACAGGGACGAAUUCCGGAGCUUCAGCUGCAGUUACAGGUUCUGUAGCCACAAAUGGCGGAACAGCUCAACCCAACCCAACUGGUCCACAAGGUACAAAAGAUCCAUCACUGACUGGUGUGAGUAUAGAGGUUCUUCCAUCAACCACAGCAAGAACACCCGGAUCAUUUCCAGCCGGACAAAUCUUCACUCUUCCUCUUGAGUUCCGAGUUCUGAAUUUGAACAUAAGCGAUAACAUGACAAGCAUUAAUGCAUAUGUUGAAGAACAGCUCGCUCAAGUUUUUAAAUCCAAUCCCAACUUCAUAUCGGCAAAGAUUGACAUCAGGGAUGGGUCGGUGUACAUCACUGACAUCCUGUUCUCACCAGACGCUCCGUCCAACCAGAUGCUUGUGGAUCUUUUUUAUGACUACUUGAAGGAUCACGACAUGUAUCUGGGCACCUUAAAGAUAGACCCAAAUAGUAUUCGGUCUGGAGAUGCCGUUCCAAGUGACCUCGCGCCAACUCCAAGUCCUGGGUCGAAUUCCGGAGCUUCAUCUGCGGUUACAGGUUCUGUAGCCACAAAUGGUGGAACAGCUCAACCCAACCCAACUGGUCCACAAGGUACAAAAGAUCCAUCACUGACUGGUGUGAGUAUAGAGGUUCUUCCAUCAACCACAGCAAGAACACCCGGAUCAUUUCCAGCCGGACAAAUCUUCACUCUUCCUCUUGAGUUCCGAGUUCUGAAUUUGAACAUAAGCGAUAACAUGACAAGCAUCAAUGCAUAUGUUGAAGAACAGCUCGCUCAAGUUUUUAAAUCCAAUCCCAACUUCAGAUCGGCAAAGAUUGACAUCAGGGAUGGGUCGGUGUACAUCACUGAUAUCCUGUUCUCACCAGACGCUCCGUCCAACCAGAUGCUUGUGGAUCUUUUUUAUGACUACUUGAAGGAUCACGACAUGUAUCUGGGCACCUUAAAGAUAGACCCAAAUAGUAUUCGGUCUGGAGAUGCCGUUCCAAGUGACCUCGCGCCAACUCCAAGCCCUGGGUCGAAUUCAGGAGCUUCAGCUGUGGUUACAGGUUCCGUAGCCACUUCCAAAUCUGGAGGCGCACCUGGAAUAAGCGGUUCCCAAAAUCCCGGUAUGGUUACAGGAGCUCCAAGUGGUGGUUCCACCAAUGGUCCAAAUGGGAACCCAAAUAGUUCACCUGGUGCAGUGGGUCCUUCUGCGCCCGGAGUGACCACCCCAUCAUCUUCUAAUGCUGUGAGCCCAGGUUCAGAAAUGAUUUCUAGGUCUGAAAUGACAACUGUAUCCAGAUCAGGAAAUACUCAGGAACCUGGAAUGACCGGAGCGACUGUAGAUAGUGUAACUAGACCAAGUGGAUAUCCAGGACCUGGAGAGAUCACUGAAUCUUCUAAUGGAGUUUCCUCAACGGAUUCAAAUAUAAGCGUAAACGUUCCGUCAAAUGGGGUUUCAACUGGAUUUUCCAAUGGGGCCUUCACGAAUCCAAGUGUAAGCUUAGAAACCCCAUCUGGAGCGAGUGGUCGUCCAGGAUCAGGAAAGACUACGGGAUCUCCAGGAUCUGAAGAGAUGACAGGAUCUUCAAAUGGCGCGCUUACAAGUGCAAGUGAAAUUUUAUCAGGGUCUGGAAAGACAACAGUAAUGUCUUCAAAUGUUAACUCAACUAGUGGAAGCUUAAAUACCCCAUAUGGAAUAACUGGCCAUCCUGGACUGGGAGAGACCACAGGGUCAUCUUCGAAUGGUGUCUCUUCCACCGGUGAAGGUAUAAGCUUUAAAACGUCUAGUCCUGUAGGACCCGGCCAGACCACAAGAUCCUCUUCAAAUGGGGUUUUCUUGACUAGUCCUGGUGAAGGUAAUUCUCUUCAACCUGGAGAAAUCACAGACUCUUCCAUUGGUCCUGACUCAAACGUAAGCCCAUCUGGAUCGAAUGGUCUUGAAGGAUCUAGAAUGACUACCAAAGCCUUUACAUACAACCCUUCUAUACCUAAUGUGAACGGCACAUUGACUACCAGCUAUAUAGGCACUGGGACAAGAGAAAUAAUCCCAACCACGGCAAAGACCAAACUCACAUCCCUGUCUCCCAAUACAUUGUUGGUAGUAUCUGGUAGUUCUGUCACUAAUUCUGAAUCAAACACCGAUGCCGGUGGAGGACAAACUCAGCUUGGAAGCACUUUAUCUCCAGUAGAUAAUUCUAAUGUUCCUGCUACAACAGCGGCAGGCGGAGGAAAUUUAUCAGCAAAGACAACCAAAUCCACGACCAAAUCCACGACCAAAUCCACAACCAAAUCCACAACCACAUCAACAACCACAACUGCAGGCGCAGGUGCAGGAGCAGGCCUAAGUGCACAAGAAGCAGCAGCAGCAGAGAGUUCGGAGGGUGUGUUCCCGGUGUAUGGUCGGGCGAUACUUGGAGUAUUAGCGGCAGCGUUUGUCAUUGGUCCUAUAAUCGCCUGUUUGGCGUCAUACACGAACCUCUAUGGUCCUUACUGAUAGUCCUGCAGAACCCGAGGGGACUGAUUCUUCUAGUCUUUUCCCAAUUAAGUCACAUGUUUCAAAACCCAUUCCAAGAUCUUAAACAAGAAUCUGGAUUAAUCAGCAACAUCCGAAUCCAACAUCAGGGAAAUGACUGGAUAUUCAGGAACAACAACAAGGACUCCAUGGGAAUAUUAUCACGGGGUAUUUAAAGAGACACUCCGAUGACCACCUCAUUGUACGCUGAUGACCCCCAUAGGAGACCAGAGACAAUAGAGUCUAAAACUGUAAAAUGAAGAUGUAUAAAUGAAUUAUUUAUUUUUGCUAUGUCCCAUGAUGCAUCAUUUCCAACUGAAAUGUUUUUUGUUUUUUUUUAUUAUACAUGGAUCUAACUACUAUGGGCGGAGCCUAUUGUCACAUGACUGUUUGCACCAACUGACUGACAUUUG